This is a messenger RNA of Ornithodoros turicata, 1919 nucleotides long. It is a transcript of the gene Trm1, whose product is annotated as tRNA (guanine(26)-N(2))-dimethyltransferase-like. Gene Ontology annotation, biological process: tRNA N2-guanine methylation. Bases 26 to 1804 code for a protein of 592 amino acids. The record is from RefSeq and is a predicted model, not a curated record. The transcript is spliced from 15 exons. NCBI's taxonomy places the organism in Eukaryota, Metazoa, Arthropoda, Arachnida, Ixodida, Argasidae. Gene Ontology annotation, molecular function: RNA binding; tRNA (guanine(10)-N2)-methyltransferase activity. Gene Ontology annotation, cellular component: nucleus.
UGCCAAAUGUCUCCCAGACGGCGGUAUGGUAGCUUUAGCUUACUGUUUGAAAAACGUGGUCUUACGGCAAAUUUUAUACAGAUAUAAGCGAUCCUCAAUAUGGUGUUCCCCUCGAUUAACAUCCACUGACAUUGUCGCAGCGCAGUGUGGUAGCCAGUUACGUAAUAUGGACACUGCAUCUGAUUCAAAACAUGACGUUGAGGUGACACUCGAUAAAACACCACGGACAUCAGUCAAGGAAGGAAAAGCAGAAGUGCUGUUCCCAUCCACGCAUGAUGUCUUUUACAAUCCCGUUCAAGAAUUCAACAGGGACAUGAGUGUGGCUGUCAUACAAGAGUUCAUCAAUAUUCGCCGAGAAGAACAGCAGUCCGAUCUGGGAUCCAGUACAGAUGCCGGUGAAUACAAGGUUACUAUAUUAGAAGCUCUUGCAGCGUCAGGUUUGCGGUCGAUUCGCUAUGCCCUGGAGAUUGACGGCGUGGAGCGCAUUUUGGCAAAUGACUAUUCGCGUCAAGCUGUGGAGAGCAUGCGUGCUAAUAUUGAACACAAUAAUGUGGCGCACCUUGUUGAACCAAACGAAGGGGAAGCAGCGUUGCUGAUGCACAAAUACAAGUCCAGCAGAUUUGAUGUGGUGGACCUUGACCCAUAUGGAAGUCCAGCUCCAUUUUUGGAUUCGGCAGUCCAGGCUGUUAAAGAUAAAGGUUUACUGCUGGUGACAUGCACAGACAUGGCCGUGCUAUGUGGCAACGCCAGUGAAACUUGUCGGGCAAAGUACGGAUCAGUCUCUCUCAAAACCAAGUGCUGUCAUGAAUUGGCCCUGAGGAUCAUCUUGCAAAGCAUUGAAUCUCAUGCCAACCGCUACGGGAGGUAUACUGUUCCACUUCUGUCCCUGAGUGCGGACUUCUACGUGAGAGUAUUUGUGAGAGUCUACACGGGCCCUGCUAUGGUUAAGAAAUCCACGAGCAAACUGGGCAUGGUGUACCUGUGCAGUGGCUGUGAAAGCUUCUCAUUUCAGCCUCUUGGGAGAUGCAUAGAGAAGGGAAAGAGCGUGAAAUUCAAGCCGGCGCAAGGUCCUCCUGUCGGAACCAACUGUCCGCACUGCAGCCACUCCCAACACCUUGGUGGACCAAUCUGGUUGGAUCCACUACAUGACAAAGGUUUCGUACAGCGUCUCAUCACCAGCAUUGGCAGCAAGGCCCACCUGUACGGCACGUCAAGACGCAUGCUCGGAGUGUUGCACGUCCUUGCCGAGGAGCUCGAUGUUCCGCUGUACUACAUUCUAGACCGGCUGACAUCGGUGGUGCAUGUGACAACACCAAACAUGCUUCAGGCCAGGUCAGCACUGCUGAAUGCUGGCCACAAGGUGUCGCUGUCGCAUGCUGCCAAAAAUUCGUUGAAGACUGACGCACCUGCAGAGUUUAUCUGGGAUAUGAUGAGGACGUGGAAGAAACAGCAUCCUUCAGCAAGGCCACUGGAAACUGGCACACCUGGAGAGGUCAUCAUGCGGUCUGAAUCAAAGGCGAGCGUCGACUUUGCCCUUCACCCAGAGGCAAACCCAGAGUCACGAGAAAAGCAGCUUUUGCGCUACCAGGUCAACCCUGAGCGUUACUGGGGUCCUAAGACAAGGGCAAAGACAAGCCUCUGGUCAGGUAAAGAGGAAGAGAAACGGGCCCGACGCCAGGGUAAGAGACAGCAAAGAAAUGGAUCCGCAGAGCUACCUCCACAAAAGAGGCCUUUGCAGGAGACAGAGAAAGUCAGUACAGGAGAGGAAGGUGACAGGUCUUCUGACACCUCAAAUAAAAGCUAAUGAACGUGGAACUUGUAAGCAACAUCUUUUGUUUUUAUUGUCACCUUUGGUGGAUAAAAGGAAAAUAUAAUUAUGUACAGCGAUCAAAAUAAUAAAAGUCAUAACAUUGGUUGUA